GUGGCUGCUGGGGGUGGUGGGAGAUGGCGGAGAUUCCCCCCCCACACCCAAACAGACGCACUCCCCGGCCCGACCUCGUCCCCUCGGCUGUGCGCUACGUGCCGCCUUCCCCAGGCCGACGCUCGGCUGUUCCUGCCAGCUCGGCCUCCUGCUGGCAGCGCGGCACGGACCGGGGUCUCCAUUUCCUCCCGCCCAGAUCCUCGCAGCCGCCGCAUCCUCCCGGGAUACCGGCGGUUCAGGCCGCUCUGGCCGGGCUUUGCUCGCGGCGGGUUCGCCGACGGCUGUGUCGAUGCUUGCACCUCCUCCACCGUUGCCACCACCAAUACAGGGAUAUGCCUUUAAACCCCCUCCUCGACCAGAUUUUGGCACUUCUGGGAGAACAAUCAAACUGCAGGCCAACUUCUUUGAAAUGGACAUUCCUAAAAUAGAUAUCUACCAUUAUGAAUUGGAUAUAAAGCCAGAAAAAUGCCCUAGAAGAGUUAACAGAGAAAUAGUGGAGCACAUGGUUCAGCACUUUAAAACCCAGAUUUUUGGGGAUCGCAAACCAGUGUUUGAUGGAAGAAAAAACCUAUAUACAGCUAUGCCGCUUCCCAUUGGGAGAGAUAAACAGGUGGAGCUGGAGGUCACGCUGCCAGGAGAAGGAAAGGACAGAAUAUUUAAGGUGGCUAUAAAGUGGAUGUCCUGUGUGAGUUUGCAGGCUUUACAUGAUGCUCUUUCUGGUCGGCUGCCAAGUGUCCCGUUUGAAACCAUCCAGGCACUGGAUGUAGUGAUGAGGCACUUGCCUUCCAUGAGAUAUACUCCUGUGGGGCGAUCUUUUUUUACAGCGUCAGAAGGGUGCUCAAAUCCAUUGGGUGGUGGCAGAGAAGUUUGGUUUGGCUUCCAUCAAUCAGUCAGACCUUCGUUAUGGAAAAUGAUGUUAAAUAUUGAUGUAUCUGCAACCGCGUUUUACAAAGCACAGCCAGUUAUCGAGUUUGUAUGUGAAGUUUUGGACUUCAAAAGUAUUGAAGAACAACAAAAACCUCUGACAGAUUCCCAAAGGGUGAAGUUUACCAAAGAAAUUAAAGGUCUAAAGGUGGAGAUAACACACUGUGGACAAAUGAAAAGAAAGUACAGAGUGUGCAAUGUCACCAGACGACCAGCAAGUCACCAAACAUUCCCACUUCAGCAGGAGAAUGGACAAACAGUUGAAUGCACUGUAGCUCAGUAUUUUAAGGACAGGCACAAAUUAGUUUUACGCUAUCCUCACCUUCCAUGUUUACAAGUUGGACAGGAGCAGAAACACACAUACCUUCCUCUUGAGGUGUGCAACAUAGUGGCAGGACAACGAUGCAUAAAGAAACUCACUGACAAUCAAACUUCCACUAUGAUUCGAGCAACUGCCAGAUCAGCACCUGACCGUCAAGAAGAGAUUAGCAAAUUGAUGCGGAGCGCGAGUUUUAAUACUGACCCUUAUGUUCGUGAAUUUGGAAUAAUGGUGAAAGACGAAAUGACAGAUGUGACCGGUAGAGUCCUACAGCCUCCUUCAAUCCUCUACGGAGGCAGGAACAAAGCGAUUGCUACACCAGUUCAAGGAGUCUGGGACAUGAGGAAUAAACAGUUUCACACUGGAAUUGAAAUAAAGGUUUGGGCAAUUGCGUGCUUUGCUCCCCAGCGCCAAUGCACUGAAGUUCAUCUUAAGUCCUUUACAGAACAACUGAGGAAGAUUUCCAGAGACGCAGGAAUGCCAAUCCAGGGGCAGCCGUGCUUCUGUAAAUACGCGCAGGGAGCUGACAGCGUGGAGCCCAUGUUCAGGCAUCUCAAGAACACUUAUACUGGGCUGCAGCUUGUUGUAGUCAUUUUGCCAGGAAAAACACCAGUCUAUGCGGAGGUGAAGCGUGUUGGCGACACUGUGCUGGGAAUGGCUACGCAGUGCGUUCAGAUGAAAAAUGUGCAAAGAACAACACCGCAAACUCUGUCUAACCUUUGCUUAAAAAUAAAUGUCAAAUUAGGAGGCGUAAAUAAUAUUUUACUGCCACAGGGAAGACCACCAGUAUUUCAACAGCCCGUCAUAUUCCUUGGUGCAGAUGUAACUCAUCCGCCAGCUGGAGACGGAAAGAAGCCUUCCAUUGCUGCAGUUGUAGGAAGCAUGGACGCUCAUCCUAAUCGAUACUGUGCCACUGUUCGGGUCCAGCAGCACCGCCAAGAAAUCAUCCAAGAUUUGGCUGCCAUGGUCAGGGAGUUGCUUAUUCAAUUCUACAAAUCAACCAGAUUUAAACCAACUCGUAUAAUCUUCUACAGAGAUGGCGUUUCUGAGGGGCAGUUUCAGCAGGUUCUCCAUCAUGAAUUGCUGGCUAUCAGAGAAGCGUGCAUCAAACUAGAAAAGGAUUACCAGCCUGGAAUUACAUUUAUAGUUGUGCAGAAAAGGCAUCACACCAGACUCUUCUGUACAGAUAAAAAUGAACGGGUUGGAAAAAGUGGAAACAUUCCAGCCGGUACCACAGUGGACACAAAAAUCACCCAUCCAUCAGAGUUUGACUUUUACCUGUGUAGUCACGCUGGUAUUCAGGGAACAAGCAGACCUUCUCAUUACCAUGUCCUCUGGGAUGACAAUCGUUUUUCUUCAGAUGAGCUGCAGAUUCUUACCUACCAGCUGUGUCAUACGUACGUACGCUGUACCCGUUCUGUUUCCAUCCCCGCACCAGCAUAUUACGCACACCUGGUUGCCUUCAGAGCCAGGUAUCAUCUGGUGGACAAAGAACACGAUAGUGCUGAAGGAAGCCACACCUCGGGUCAGAGUAAUGGCAGAGAUCAUCAAGCACUUGCUAAAGCAGUUCAAGUUCAUCAGGACACGUUGCGCACUAUGUACUUUGCUUGACAUGUUUUAAUGUUUAGCGACUCAGUACAAUACAGAGUUGGAUUCACACGAGACCAGCUGCACUUAGACCAACAGUUGCCCGAGCUACAGUGACAGCCAGCAAUGAGUGAUGCAUCUUAAUUAUUUUUUUCGCCCCCCCCCCCUCGUUUGCAAGAAAGCCUUCCGUCCAAAAUUUCACACUUGAUUAUGAACUGCAUUCUUGUACCAAACCCCACUAUUGUUGGAAAUGUGGUUUGCCAAAAAUCUCUAAGCUGCUUGGUAUAAAACAGACCCAUAUCUUAUAAUGAAAUCAAGAGCUGUGAUCUCAGGGCUUAGGGAAAAUAAAAAAACCAACAACAACCGACCAACAGCCCAACCCGCAAAACUCCUCAUUCAGUUUGCUAUUCAUUAAAUCGCUUUUAAUAAUUUGGAAAGAUCUAAUUCAUACUAAAGUUUGAUGGGCUCAAAUGCUGUGAAUUAGCUUUUAAUACAAAGAAAAGCAAAGCAUUUUUUGACUAUUUAUGAAGCCUUGAUUAUUCUAGAUGCAUUUACAAAAUCUUUAUUUUCAAAAGAAGAGCGUGACAAAAUUCUGGUUUUCAACUGUCUUAUAAAGAUUAUUCUCUGUGUGUCUAAGGGCAAAUGUAUUUUCUGAAGCUUGUUCUUGAAUGUUUUUUAUUGUGCUGCAUUUGAAAAUGUUUUUCAUAGACUAAAGAAUUUUAAAAAAAGAAUUAACUUGUACCUAAGCUUUUAAUAGGUCCAGUUAGAUUGGCAAAAGAAAAUGUGCCAUUUUAAAAAAAAAUUGUAAAGAAUUUUUUUUUUUUAAAUCAUACUGACAGCUAACUUUAAAUUUUGUCGUACAGGACUGUGACACUUACUUUCCAAAGUAUCUAAAGAAUACGGGUCUGUGGUGAUAAAUACAGUACAAUCCUUUUUCACUGUUGUGUGAGUUAAUGUAAAUUUUAUAUAUGUUUCACAGUAUUAAUGUGAUAGACUAGAUGCUAUUAUUUAUUUUUAUUUACUAAGGAGUGCUCAUUAUACUUCUGUUAACAUAUCAAGAAUGCUUUGGAUUUAGAAAUUAAAACCUUAUCGUGGGGACAUUACUUUUCAAAUGCAAAAAUAUGCAAUUCACUUAGAUGUGAGGGUUCAGAGAUGCGUACCGUCUAUAUUCUAUGGCUUAUAAUUUGUAGAAAGGCUUUUUAAGCGUGGACACAACAUAGCAGGUUUUACCUGUGCAGUUCAGAGACGCACACGAGACCAACAUUCUACGUUCAUUCAAGCACAAAACAAUUGUAUUUUAUUUAUAUGUUGAAUAUUGCUAAGGCGGGAGCUCUGAUGGAGGAGAGUGGCUCACUGUAAUUUAGACAAAAGUCAGAGAAUCUAUGCAUUAAAGAUAAAUCUUAAGAAACUGAAGUUUACUUAUGAAGGGGGGUGAAACUCUCUUCAUUAUGCAUAAGGUCAAUAGUAAAUGUGAGAGUUUUGCCAUUCUCUUAGGAGAAGCAUUAAUUAAAACUGGUAACUAUUAGACAAACGCUUCUGUUAGUUUGCACACUGAGUUCAUUAAAAAAACCAUAAUACAUAGAUAAACCAUUGCACUAACUAUGAUGCCACAAAGAGGUUUAGAAGAAAAUGGAAAAAGCCCAGGAAACUUCUUUAUGCUGACUUGAUUUUCUUUAUUGUUCAUAACUGAAAUAACAUGCUGAGAGGCAGGUUUUUUUAAAAUGUCAUUCUCUUCCGCUGAUUCGUUUUGCUUUGUCUCUUCCCUUUUCUCUCGGCAGAUGCUCGGUCACUGUUUUGAAUACAUUUACCUCUAGCCACUGAGACGGGCGAGUAGCUUUAACCAAUACAGAGCUCUGUGCCAUAUAGCGGACAGACUAUAACCGGUUGCUGUCGAAUAAGCUAGAAAAUGCCCAACCUUUGCUGCAUAAAAGAGUUUUAGGUACAUAAACUUGUGCAAGUUUCAGAUCUUCACCUUCUAGCAGUGUCUUGGUUGUCGGUGUUGUUCAGGUGAAAUAACGAUGUAAAACCUAUUAGUAGAUUAAUUGUAUUUGUAUUUAAUUUGGUGGUUAGGCUGCUGGGUCAGAUUUUCUUCUGGGUCAUAGCUAUGUAAAUCCAGAUUUAAAAUUAUGCUGGUAUAACAGAAAGCAAAUUCCAGGUCGCAUUGUCUUAUCUUUCUGUGUUCCGGCCAGGUUGUACAUACCUCCCCUGAAGUACCGCUAAACUGCAGACCCUUCCGUGGUGGGUAUGUUGCACUUCUCUCCACGGUUGCUUGAGAGGUUGCAGAUUUCAGUGAAAAUUUUAAUUUGGCGGACUUUUAUAUAAGAAUUAUUUUUUAUAUGAAUUAUUCUUAACAAAUAGAAAAAAAAAUCAACCAUUUUAAGACGCUGUUUAUUUGCUGUUUGUUAUGCAGAGACCUCUUGGAUGUGAAAUUCCUCCUCCUCUUUCCUCUCUGUGCGGAUCUGGAGUGAAUGACUUUGUGCAGGUGGUCAGAUGGGGCGAGGAGGGCAGAAUCUGUCUUGACCUCAAAGCGUAUUUCUGAAGGGGACGGUGGGACUUCACUGCAUCCUAUUUGGGAUGUGUUCUUUGGGCUGGAAUAGUCUUUGCGGCUCCUUUUUGUGAGAAAAGGAGCAUUAGGCAGACCCUUAAUCUGAGAGUAGCCGUUGUUUGUGUAUCCUCUUGGAAUGAACAGAAAUUCGUGUAGCUUUCCUUCCCUGAGUAUGAAGAACUUGGGAUGUUAUAUGCAUUUCAGGCUAGGGACAUUUCUACCUUUUACAGAUCUUAUUAAGCCUCUAAUACCGCUAAUUCUUUAUGGCUUGAUUUCUCCCUCCUUUCCCCUCCCACCUCCCGCAAGUAGUCAAUUAGUGAAUAAUUUAAAGCAUUUUUCUUAAAAGUGUUGAUGAAGUAUAUACGUUGAAAAGUACAGCCUGCUAUAAGUCCAGCAGCUAUCCUUCUGGGAAUAAUCUUUAUAUAAAUUAUAUAUUCAAAAAUGUCUCCUAUCAAAAAAAAAAAACCAAACCAAAACCAACCCCCAUGAACACCUAAAACGCUUAUAUAAAAUUUUUUUCUUACCUCCCAUGUGUCUUGUAAGAACAGCAAUAUCUCAGGUAAACACGAAGCUCAAGAUGUCUCUUAUCUCACAGGCGUUCCUGCUGUUGAAGUCACAGUUGAGGUUGACAGUUAUAACCACUAAGUCACUAUGCAGCUCAGGUCAGCAAUAACCAAAUGUGCGUUACCCUCCGGCAGCUGGGCUUUGCUUUGGGGUUUUGGUUUCUUUUUCGGCCCGUGCGAAGGAGUUGGGUGGCUCCUGCAGCAAAAGAGUGCUGGGCAGGACUUCAUCCCUUACGUUGCUCUCGCUCUCCAUCAUGUUCCUGGCAAUGACUUUGUGCUUGAAUUGGGUGCAGGCUGUCCUGGUGCUUAGCAGUUUGAAAACUGAUAGUAAUUCCACCCCGGUGAUGAAAAUCUUAGUCCUGUUGAAGGCAUGAGCGGUGUGAUGGACAAACUCACCACUGCCAGUACUACUUUGUUUUAAAGGAGCAUGCUUGAGAGAUGAAUGGAUAUUAAUGAGUUGCCUGCUAUGCAUUAGUCUUCUCUGAGGUUUUUUGGUAUGGAAAUGGUAACACUAUUUGAAACAAAAAUGCUCAAAGACUGAAGCAAGUUGUAGAAUCUCUGUCCUUGGAGAGGCUGGAAGGUGGCUGGGCAGGCCCCCGCGCAGGCUUGGCUCGCUGGCCCUGCUUUGGGCGGGGGCCCAGACCAGACAUCUCCAGAGAGCCCUUCCGAAGAACGUGGUUCUGGAGCAACCCCCCAAAAGCCAGCAGCAGCAAGCGCGAAAUGUUCCUGCUGGGAGGUGAAAAAAUAAUAGCGACCAAGAGAAAAUACUUAAAAGUUGUCCUUUUUUUUUUUUUUUUUUUUUUUUUCAAAUGUAGGAGAUAGAAUGCAAUAAUUAGGCUUGCUUAGUUUUUGGAAACUUCUGCUCUGGUGGCUGAAUAGUAUGGCAUUGUCCACUCCACCUCUUCCUCCACCCAGGAAACAAGAGUUGAGUCAACGCGUAAGAGGAAACGUGCUCAUGUGAAGUGUUGGAAGUAGGUGGCUUUGCCUCUGCCUUAUACGAGUUCGGCAUUCAAGACAGCCCUAUGCAGUCUUAACACUUCCUAUAUAUGCACUGAUGUUUGGAGUGAGAUCACUUAUUUUUAUGAGAAUUCCUUGUUUUGGCUGGGCUUGGGUUAGAAUAUUUCAGCAACGACAUUUGGCUUGCUGAAUUGCGAUCAAUGAUCUUCCGUCUUACAGAAGCUGCGGCGUAUUAAUUCCCUUGUUUCUAGAUCUGCCAGGUUUUGGGUGAGUCGUUAGGGAAAGGUGUUGUGUUGCGUUGGAGCCAGCAUGGAAGAUUUACGGGAAGCUUUUAUGCUUAAAACAAGAAACCCAUAAUAAAUAUUUUUGAUCUUCAUCCAGGCCUCCAGGCAAUGUUCCCUGAUUGUAAAAGCAAAAAGGUUGUGAAGGUUUAGCUUUAAUUCUGACUCCGUCAAUAACUCCGGCAGCCUUUGUCCAUUUUUAACGUAAGUUAAUGCUGUUCAGAUGUCAGUAGAUUAUUUUUAGAACUAAGGCAAGAGAGAAUAUUUCCACAAGGCUUUUAAACUUAAACUUUUGAAGGGUAGGUGGGGGUGUUUCAGGUAUUCGUGUGCCCAGGUUACUCUGAAAAGACUGAAGUUUCUAAUCGAGGUAGGAGGCUUCUGAAGCUUUUGUCUAAAGUCAUAUGUGUACGUGCACAAAGGUUUUCUGUUAAAGAGAAGAUCGUGGUCUGGAGGGGUUUGUGCAUCGCUGCCAAUGCUGUUUUCUUUACCGCAGCAGUAAAUUCCUCAAAUACAGUGGUCGCGUGCAUCCCGCCUGUAGAAACCCCAGUCUUCCUCAUGCCACUGGAUCUCUAGAGUUUAACUGAGAGCAAGGAUAGGAGGAAGGUCUGUGUUAGCACCCUCCCUUCCCUCCCCAGCCAAAUCGAGUGGAUUGCUCUAGGCUUUUUGCUAUACGUGCAGAUUGUUUCUUUUUGAGGCAGAAAACGUCACUAUUUUGAGGUGAGAACAGGUUGGUUCUACAAGUCGCGCUUAUUCAAAACGGCACCUACUAGAAAUGCAGGACUGGGACCUUUGGAGAUGUAGAUGGACACACUUGCCUCUCGACGUAAUCCGGCAGCGCCGGUGGCAUUGAUAACCCAUAACGGAUUUCUUCUUUUUUCUUUUUUUUUAAGAUAUCUUUUACACAUUAAAUAAAUGAAUGUAAAAAAAGCCCUCACGCAGUAUUUUUCACACUUGAUACCGGUGUAAUAAAAUCACAUAGUUUCCUAUUUUUUAAGUCCCCUUCUCCUACAGUAGCAUCUCUUUUGGUGUGUUUUCCCUGCCAGUGUGGCUUUCUCAAUUUCUAAUGCAGGACAGUACAUUUUUUACUUUUAUAUUACAUCUGGUAAUGUGCUUCUUGAAGCAUACCUGCAGUCUUUUCUAAGAAGAAACUUCAAGUAGAAGGUAAUUGCACUGAUUGUUGUUUGUUUGGUUUUUUUUAAAACUCUCUUUUUACUGUAAGACUUCCUCUUUGCAUCUGCUGUAGCUGUUUGAAAAUACUGUAAAUAGCGUGAUGUGUAGUAAAUACUGAAAUGCUGUGGAUACCAUUCCUCCUUCUUCUUCUCUUUUUGGGAAUACUGCUAUAUUUUACAGUGUUGAGAGACGAGCUUUGGUUUUAAACGUUGUUCUGCUUUCCGUUUGCGUUACGGUAUGAAUCCAAGGGCACAGUCGCUUGAUUACAGUGGAAAUAUUUAGGGUUCGUCCGUAUUUAUAAAAUAUUUCUUCCUUCUCUCUUCUAUGCACACUUCUCCCACACCAUAAGGACAGAAAGGCAGCUUUUAAGCUACCGAUGCGCUUGUUGUCCGUGCAGCGUUCAAAUGCCCAUCUUUGAUAUCGCUGACAGACGUGACUGAUAGCAUUAAUGUAGUAUCUGACUAUCAACUGAGGCUGUCGUGCGUUUUCCUUGCUUCUUUCAGCAUGGGAUUCUCGCGUCCUAUGAAGAAGAACUGGUCUGCGUGGCAGAAUUAGUGGAAUAAUAGGGAUUUGGGACCCGAGUUGUUGCAUCUUGCUCCCUACCCCUCCGCGGGGUGUGGGAUUGUCGAGUGCAGUGGAUGUUUUAGUGCUCUGAACGAAGGAAUAAUGUUGUCUCUCUGCCCGUAGAGAAAGCCAUCAGUCCCCGAUCCAGCAGUAAUUGCCUCUUGCUUCUCUAGCCCUCGGGGACAGGAGAGACCCAAAGUCCAGCCCCGCUCUUUAGCGUUAGGAUGCAAAACGGCAAGUUCCGUCUCCUGUUUCUGAGGGUUAAUGACUGGAAAGAUGCGCUCCUCCGAGAUGGUUUUAAUCCGAAGGAUAUGGCGUGGUUUUUUUUGCUUGUGCUUGGGGUGGCACGUAAUCCGUUUUAUCCCGUUUUGUGUGUUUCAGUCACUUUUUCAGUGUUGUUUCUUUGCCCGAAGUGUUACUAUGAAUGUAAUGACUUGGCCAAAUCACUACAAAAGGUGGUUUUGUAAUACUCUUUAGCAAGCAGAUGCAGUUAAAGGCUACCUCCUGUAUUCCUCCGCAGAUGAAUUCAUUUUCAAAGCAAACCUACUACUAAGCAGCCAAAAUCCUCCCAAACGAACCGUCCUUUUAUUGGUUUGUCUCUUGCUGGAGAAGUCGCGGUGCCAUACUGUGAUCUCGGAGGGCUGCUCCUCGCUCCUCCCGUCUUCCCGAGGCAUAGAUGUGCCGAUGCGAGGUAUUAAGGUAUCGGAAAUGGCGAGGAAAAUGGCACGUCGGCUUUUGUGCAGGGUCCCUCGAUAGCGACUCCCUCUGUAGCACGUCCCUUCCCUCGCCGAGUUUGUAUGCUGUUGUUUCCAUUGAAAAAAUGUUUUCCUAUUUCUAGCUCUUGCCCGGAAAAUGUCAUGCUUUCACUGGAAAUGACAUGAAGGUGCUUGAAAUACAUUUUGAGUCUGAGGCAAAAAUUAGCUGUUGGAAUAUUUUUUUUAACGUAUUUUUUAGAUAAGUUGAUAUGAGACUGUAGCAGUGAAAAUACCAUAUUCCCUGCUCGGAUCAUAAUGAACUUUAAAAUGGAAAAAAAAAAAACAAAAAAAAAAAAAACA
This is a messenger RNA of Chroicocephalus ridibundus (black-headed gull), 9965 nucleotides long. RefSeq names its product argonaute RISC catalytic component 2 (gene AGO2). Gene Ontology annotation, cellular component: RISC complex. Bases 290 to 2854 code for a protein of 854 amino acids. The record is from RefSeq and is a predicted model, not a curated record. Gene Ontology annotation, biological process: regulation of DNA-templated transcription; regulatory ncRNA-mediated post-transcriptional gene silencing. Lineage: Eukaryota; Metazoa; Chordata; Aves; Charadriiformes; Laridae. Gene Ontology annotation, molecular function: miRNA binding; protein binding; endoribonuclease activity, cleaving siRNA-paired mRNA. The transcript has 19 exons.